Messenger RNA from Gloeophyllum trabeum ATCC 11539, 2443 nucleotides. RefSeq lists its product as uncharacterized. The transcript is spliced from 4 exons. The record is from RefSeq and is a predicted model, not a curated record. NCBI's taxonomy places the organism in Eukaryota, Fungi, Basidiomycota, Agaricomycetes, Gloeophyllales, Gloeophyllaceae. The coding region runs from base 1 to 2385 and encodes 794 amino acids.
AUGUCACUCAGGCUAUUCCGCCGUAGCCCAGGCUCAGACAAUUACGGUCUGGAAGAAAAGUCCCUCAACUCCGAGCGUGAGCGUGAAGAGGCCUUCCAGUAUAUACUCUGGCGGCAAGAUUACGAAGCGUUACAGCUGGAGAUCAAGAGCGAUGCAGGUGAGAGAUUGCGUGCGGAGGAUUUCAGAGAGCUCUGUGCGAGCAUCGAUGCCUCACGAGCAAGCGCGAAGGAGGCUCGUGCGAGGGUCUUUGAAGAAGCCCAAGAAGCCCAAGAACACCUGUUCGAGAGCAAACUAUCUGCAAGAAAAAUCGCAUUCGAUGAAGAGAUGAGAUCUGCCGGAGAAAUGAUCCUGUACGAACGGAAGAUGCAGGAGGAGCAGUCGUCCAGCUUCAUUGAGUGCCGCAAACCUCUCUUGGAGCAGGCACGCCGAUACCGGGAAGCAGUUUGCGCUUCACUGAAGGAUCGUUUCGAAGAGCAAUUCGACACUCUCCUCAAACCUUGGGUGGAAGCCUUCCAUCUCGAGUUCGAAGCACUGCAGAAGGAGAGAAUAGAUGCGGCGGAAAGUGCGGAAAGUGCGGAACGUGCAGAGCCGGGGGAGAAGCCGGUCGAUGACCGUGCCGCCCAGGAUUCUGGACCAACGCAAGCGAGCAACAUGUACCCCGAGGAUACACUCCUUCACCCAUACAACUCAUCUGAAGUCGAUCAUACACCUGUACCCAGAAUUCCCGAUGGAACUCCUCGGAAUCUGGAGGACUUCAAACGCCACCAUAGAAGCUGGAGUAACCAGGGCGUUGCAUCUCCUGCGCCUAUUACGGUCCUCGUCCCGGAAACGUCGAGCGGGCCCGGGUGGAACUGUGGAAGUACAGAAAGUAAACGUGCAAGCUGGGGCAGCUUGAAUGAUCCGGUUCCGAUCCCCAUAAUACCACCACUUCCACCCCAGGGGCAGGUCGUCUGCGGCUACCCUCUGGGUAAAGAAAACGGCCCUUCGGAAGAGAAGAUACGCCUUGACUGCGGACAGGCUGGUCAGUCGCUGUUGUGCGAGGAGAUAUUCAAGACCAAUCAAGCACAGCGCGAAUAUCAUUUCAACCAGAACGAGCAACGGAGGGAACAGCGAUGGGCAGCGGCAGAAGCGGAGCGCGAUGGAGCGGAACACAAGAGGGACGAUCUAUUCAAUACGAGCAUGUCCGAAGCAGGGCGGAAAUUUACGCAAGAAAUGGAGACAUACGACAAUUUAUUCCGGCAGCGGCAGGAAAUGCGGAGCGCGACGGAUAGCGUCUGGGACGAGCGCUUCGACGACGCCAUCUCCAGGUGGACGUACACAUUUGAGACGCUGACGACUCAGAUUGACGCGCGAUAUGUCACUUUGAUCAACGCGCAGGAAGACUCGAUGAGAAUGACUCAAGCUACCGUGGAGGAUGUCAUCAGAUGCCAAAAAGGGUGGUUACGGGAAAUGCGGGACAAGGAGGCCAGUGCAUUCGAGGAGUUGCAGCAUCGCAUGGAUGUCUUCAAUCGGCAUAUCACACGAGAACUGUCAAGGGAUGAAGAUGCUCCAUUGGUGGGGUAUAUCCGCAGAGCGUCAGUCGGCUGUGAAGACCUCGAAGCAGGUAUAGGACUGGGGGAAAUGGGAGCGGACCCGAGAGAUGAAAGCUCAGAAUGUAGCUUUCCGGCACCCCCGUGCCUGAUAAGCGCCCCGUCAAGUCAACCAAUUGUAAUACAACCCCAACCAGCCUCGGGCGUGGGCAUACGCAAUAUAACCGCACCAACGUACAUUACCUGUCCCUUACCUACGCCAGGCGACUACAGUGACAGAAAGAAGAGAUCGAACCAGGAAAGACGCCGAACGAGCGUCUUUCAGCAAUCUCAGAACAAGAAGAAGGAGACGUUCGAGAACGGGAUACGGAAGCGCCAGCAAGAGUUCGCGAUCAGAGAAGCGAGCCGCCAACAUGUGUUCAGUCAAAAGCAGGAGUCCAGGAAGAGCCAAUUGCGAGCGCAAGAGGCAUCGCAAGCUGAUACCUUCUCUGAAGCCCACAGACGCAGGGCGUCAGAGUUCCAGAUGAGCGAAAAUGACAGGGAAGAGGACUUCCGAAACGGCCAGCGCGGUCGAGAAAGGAGGUUACUGGAAUUCAUCAAGGCGAGAACGGAGAGAUUUCUCCGCAAUCAGGGUCUCCGCGAGGCACAAUGGCGGCGAACUGAAGAUAAUGGACGGCGUCGUUUCUCAACUUGGGAACAAGAUUGUCUGACGCUCCUUGCGCGGAUGGUGGAGGACUACAAAGAGUUGUUCCGCGAUGACGAGCGGAACCGGCACCUUCGCUUCCGGCUCCUGACGGACCAGGCGACAGCCAUUCGAGGGUCUCCCAAUAAAACACAGAACGCAUUAGAGACAUGAUACCGGAUGUGACUUCGUCAGCGUUAGCGUCGAGAGUUGCUGUACAAGUAUUUUCUGU